AUGGCAGUUGAAAUGGAAUUACAAACUUCUCCACCUGAAGGGAUUCUAGAGAACGUAUGGGCAACUUUCAUUGGCGAAGAUUGCCAAACAAGCGAGGAACCAACAAUGAAACCGUAUCAAGUUUCCGAAUCAUGGGAGGAAUUGCCAAAUCUUGAUCAUGGUAGAGACGAGUCAAUGGGAUUUUUACAAAGGCUACCGAGCUUGGGUAGAUGGAUAUCUAUGGGAUCGGAAGAAUGGGAGGAAAUUCUUGAUAGGAUUGUUCUUCCUUCUGAGAAUUUGGAAAAUUCAUGCGAUCAGUGUCUUUCAAAAAGUGGUGAGAGUACUGUUUCGAGUUCAGGAGCUAAUGUUGUGAAAGUUGAGAAGCGUUAUAGGGGAGUCAGGAGACGACCUUGGGGAAAGUAUGCAGCCGAAAUCAGGGAUUCAUCAAGAAAAGGAGCGAGGGUUUGGCUUGGAACAUUCAAGACAGCCGAAGAAGCCGCUUUGGCUUAUGAUAAGGCGGCAUUGAGAAUUAGAGGCCCUAAAGCACAUCUCAAUUUUCCGAUCCAAGUAGUAGAAAAAGCGAUGGGAAUCACUCAUGAUCCAAAAUGUGACACAAAUGAUCCUUUGACCAGUUCUCAAAGGAUUGAUUCAACACAUAUCCAUAAUUUAUGGGCCAGAGAUUACAAUACAAAUAAAAGGGUGGUUAGAGGAUGGGAAGAACUCCAAGAGAAGGAUGUAGCCAUGCAUGGACCACCUCCGUUGAAGAGAUUGGACACCUUGGAUGGAUCGUAUUGGGAUGACAACAUUGAUGUACUCGAGUUUCAAGAUCUUGGUGCUAGUUAUUUAGAAAAUCUGUUGUUUAGAGAAACGAAAUUCUAG
Cynara cardunculus var. scolymus (artichoke) is the source of this 858-nucleotide messenger RNA. Its product is annotated as ethylene-responsive transcription factor ERF091. The coding region runs from base 1 to 858 and encodes 285 amino acids. Gene Ontology annotation, molecular function: DNA-binding transcription factor activity; DNA binding. The transcript has a single exon. NCBI's taxonomy places the organism in Eukaryota, Viridiplantae, Streptophyta, Magnoliopsida, Asterales, Asteraceae. Gene Ontology annotation, biological process: ethylene-activated signaling pathway; regulation of DNA-templated transcription. The record is from RefSeq and is a predicted model, not a curated record.